Ostertagia ostertagi is the source of this 573-nucleotide messenger RNA. Lineage: Eukaryota; Metazoa; Nematoda; Chromadorea; Rhabditida; Trichostrongylidae. The record is from the annotation of a GenBank genome assembly.
CUGACCGCUGCCUUGGACUAUCUCCUCUCAAAUGCUGUUCAUGAUGUCGAAAUUGUCGCACUUGAGAAAGCGUGCGGCGUUGGAGUGACUGUCUCUGCCGAUGAAAUCGAAGACGCAGUUACCAGCGUUAUUGAGAAAUACAGCAAACAACUGGUAGCUGAACGAUAUGCAUUUAAUGUUGGAAAAUUGCUUGGAGAAAUACGCUCACUCUUGCCUUGGGCUGAUGGAGGUUACGUAAAGAAAGAAGUGGAUCUUCGAAUUCUCGAACUUCUUGGCCCCAAAACUAUCGACGAGAUUUUGCCAAGGAAAAAGGCAAAGAAAGAAGACAAACCACUCGAGAAAAAAGUCGCGGGUAAGAAGGGCGUAGCGCUUGAAAAAGAAGUCACUACAGAGCAGAACGGUCUAAUCGAGGAGAGCGAUGGUGCAGCAACGAUUGAGGAGCUCAUGCGUACACGAGCUCAUUUCCACAAGGUUGGCGAAAAUUAUACCACUGACGGAUACGUCACUACUCCGCACACGAAGGAGUUGCUAAGGAAACACCUUGAAGCCACUGGAGGAAAGGUGACAGUUUCC